AUGAAAGGUCGUGGAACUGAUGACGAUGAAGAGGAGAGGCCAUUCAUGAAAGAGGAUGACGGAGUUCCCGACAGGUACAUUAAGAUCAAAAAGGCUGCUCAAGAAGAAGCGCAAUCAAGACAAUCAAGACAAUCAGAUGACGAAACAGCAAAUGUUGACGGCGGUGAAUCUGAUGAAGGUUCAUCGGCUCCUUCGUCUUCAGCUAAUGAAGAUGAUUCAUCUUCUUCAACCUCAUCCUCAUCUUCUCCAGGAUCAGCUGAUGGUCAAGCAGAAGAUGAAGGCUCUUAUCCUAAAGAGAGACAGGAAGAGUAUGAUGAUGAAACCAAGAAAGAACCUCGAGGUGAUGAAGCUUCAGCCGAUUCUAACUCCGCCGGUGGGGAAGCUGAAGGAAACCAAAAUGGCUACGGUGGUGGUGAUGCAAAUGGUGCCAAUGGUGAUGAAGAUUCAACAACAGUUACAGUGACCGACGAUAAAGAGGAAAGGAGUUACGAUGCUGAUUCUCAACAAUUAAACCAACAACCGGAUCAAGAGACUCAAUCAGCUGAACCAGAAGAGUAA
This is a messenger RNA of Panonychus citri (citrus red mite), 558 nucleotides long. RefSeq lists its product as uncharacterized. The transcript has 2 exons. The record is from RefSeq and is a predicted model, not a curated record. NCBI's taxonomy places the organism in Eukaryota, Metazoa, Arthropoda, Arachnida, Trombidiformes, Tetranychidae. Bases 1 to 558 code for a protein of 185 amino acids.